This is a messenger RNA of Daphnia pulex (common water flea), 2196 nucleotides long. Its product is annotated as calcium-activated chloride channel regulator 1-like. Bases 190 to 1593 code for a protein of 467 amino acids. Lineage: Eukaryota; Metazoa; Arthropoda; Branchiopoda; Diplostraca; Daphniidae. The transcript has 8 exons. The record is from RefSeq and is a predicted model, not a curated record.
UCAUCACGAAAUCCCAUCUAUUAAUUGCCCGUCGUGUCGUUGCUGGUGUUGGCGUGUGAAAUACUGUCUGAGACUACUAAUUGUUGUGUAACACCGCCGAGUUAUUUUAAAAACAGAUUUCAAUGAUGGCAACCCUUCAGUAAGAAGAAAGUUGACAUUAUUUGACGUGAUAGUGACGAUCAUUUGGAUAUGCAAAUGUUGGUUAGAUUUAGUAGCAUCCUGCUGGUGAUUAUUGUCAUCGUUGAAACUUCUUUCGUCAAACUCGACCAGAACGGCUACGAAAAUGUAUUGAUACGCAUAGCAGACGACGUUUCAAGCGCCGACUGUCUCCAAACCAUUUCUAAUCUUAAGGUUAUGCUGCUAGAAGCAUCCAGCGCUCUGUGCACGGCUGUAGAAGGUCGGGCUUAUUUCAGAAAUGUGACGAUCCUGAUUCCGAACCACUGGGCGGCUAACCGCAACUGCUUGGUGGAUACCAACAUUACCUGGCCCAGGACUCACAUGGCCGAUUUGAUUGUGACUCCAAAUCACCCGAACUUCGGGAGUCAGCCGUUCACUUUGAAUUACGGCGGCUGUGGCGUUAGUUCGCUGCCCGUUCGCCUACCCAUCGGUUAUCUCACAGCCCUCGGAAAAGGUGUUGCAAUCGCCCACGAGUGGUUCCACUAUCGUUACGGAGUUUUCGACGAAAUCGGAGUGAACGGCGACCCUUUAUACCCGGAUGGAUAUCAAAUAACACAGCCGGAAGCCGAGAUUUUGCCGACCAGUUGUACGAAUGAGCCGCUGAAAGGCGAAUGGAUUGGGAGCGAAUGGCAAAACAGCAACGAUAACGGCAAUAUUACGUCAUCCAUCAUGUUCAGCACUAACUUUCCCAGCAUCAAUCGACUUUGCACGGCAGAAAAUCACCUGAAAGCGCCACCUACCAAACAGAAUUGGCUCUGUGGAAGUCGCAGCGUCUCGGAGAUUGUUUACAGCCAUCACGACUUUAUCGAGAACAAUAACACCCAAGCAAGGAACUGCAGUCAAACGACAUUCAGCGUCGCCACCAAUCGCCAUCGUGGCUAUCACAUCAUUCUCGACGUCACUUCAGCGAUGGGAGUCGAUAAUUUGACGAAGAGCGCCACGUUCGCCGCCUCUCAUUUCGUCUGGUUUCUACCCGAAGGCUCUAUCGUUUCCAUCGACACCUUUAGCGAUACCUACUCCCAAUUGCAAACGCCAGUCGCCCUCAAUGUGAACACCAAAAACACCAUUCUAUCUCAUCUUGGUGAAUUGGUAAUCAAAAGUACUGCCAACACCGCAGGGCUGAGCUUGGCUCUGGACUACGCUAUGCAGAUGUUCCGUGACGGUUCGGAAAUUAUUCUGAUCACAGCUGCCCAGGAAGUGCCGAGCAAUUUCAGUGUUUACGUCGACCAAUUCCGGCGCAAUUUGAUCGCACCACACAUUCUGGCGUUGAGCAUACAGGCUUCCGACAUUUUCACUCCUUUAGCUCGUGACGGACGGCUCUACUUCGUGCCCAGCAGGAGCAAUACCCCGGGGGUUGGCAACUCAAAAUUUGGGUGUACGAGGAUUCAGAAUCUCAGAGAUUCCGAGAGAUUCUAGAGAUUCUGAGAGAUUCUGAGAGAUUCUACGAGAUUUCCUCGAGAUUCUGAAUCAAGUUUUCCCCGAAAUUCCGCUAGGGGCGCCACUAGUCCUUGGCCCAGUUUCUGUACAGAAGUAUGCACUAUGUUACGUAGUGGGCGUAGCUCCGUUUUGGCAUGCUCUAUACAGCUUAUAGACAUGUAGAUCGUAUUAUCUUUAAGAUAAUUUACUGAUAGAAAAAGGUGCUACAAUAGGUUUUGUAGUUUCAAGUAGAAUGAAGUAAUCUGAUAGUUAGAAAUUUGAUAGGUUUGAAUUAAAAGUCCAGCUUAUUAAUUUUAAAAUAAAAUAUACGGGGAAAAUUAACUUUAAUUGCUGGGAAUUAUUGGCAUAUUAUCAAUAAAGUUUUUUUAACCAUAAAUUUUUCCCACCCCAUUUUACAUUCAUGAGCAGAUGAAAAAAUGUGUACGCCACCAUUCGGUGGGAAAAAGGAGGGAAAAUUUAAAAAGAUUUAGCGCAACCCAUAUUUUUACAUUUUGCAGUAUUUCUAGUGCAUUUUUUACAAUUGGAGCUUUUCAAAGACCAAAUUCACAAAAUAUCUUGAAUUUUAGACGGUUUUGGGGUAGU